AUGAGCGCAAUUGGAAAGCAAGAACUUUUGUUAGUUGGUCCAUUUGGUAUUGCAGCAUGGCUUGCAGGAAUAACGUUUAUCAAUCGACAAGGUGGUGAAAAAGGCAAACAAACAAUAAAUCAAGCAAUGAAUGGUCUGAAAGAGAAGAAAAUUAAGUUGUGGGUGUUCCCUGAGGGUACACGCCGAAACACUGGAGAAAUUCAUCAGUUUAAGAAAGGAGCUUUUCACACAGCGGUUCAAGCUCAAGUUCCAAUCGUUCCAGUUGUUUUCAGUUCAUACAAACCAUUCUUAAAUGGUAAACGAAAGACUUUCAAUAAAGGUGAAGUCAUCAUCACAGCUUUACCAGAAAUAUCAACCGCAGGAUUAUCAGCAAACGAUGUUGAUGAUCUGAUCGAGAGAACAAGGAAUGCAAUGAUCGAAGCUUAUAAUGAAACUUCCAAAUCAGACUGA
This is a messenger RNA of Clunio marinus, 450 nucleotides long. NCBI's taxonomy places the organism in Eukaryota, Metazoa, Arthropoda, Insecta, Diptera, Chironomidae. The record is from the annotation of a GenBank genome assembly.